Messenger RNA from Calypte anna (Anna's hummingbird), 804 nucleotides. It is a transcript of the gene CD247, whose product is annotated as CD247 molecule. The coding region runs from base 71 to 574 and encodes 167 amino acids. Gene Ontology annotation, cellular component: membrane. Gene Ontology annotation, molecular function: transmembrane signaling receptor activity. The record is from RefSeq and is a predicted model, not a curated record. Gene Ontology annotation, biological process: cell surface receptor signaling pathway. The transcript has 8 exons. Lineage: Eukaryota; Metazoa; Chordata; Aves; Apodiformes; Trochilidae.
GUGUAGGUGCCUCUGCUCCUUGCCCUGUGCCUGUGGCCUCCUGCUCCUCAGCCCUGCCUGGACCAGCAAGAUGAAGUGGAGGAGGAUCGUGACCUUUGCCAUCCUGCAGGCUCAGCCCCUAGUCACAGAUGCUGUACCAAUUCUUGGACUGACAGAUCCAAGACUCUGCUACUUACUGGAUGGAUUCCUCUUCAUUUAUGCAGUCAUCAUAACAGCUCUGUUUGUGAAAGCCAAGCUUAGCCAAGCCUCUGAACCACAGCUGCCACCAGGCCAGGAUGAUGUGUAUAACAAACUGUCUCAUGGACACAGAGAUGAAUAUGAUGUUCUGGGGACAAAGCGAGGUGCAGACCCUGAGCUGGGCGGGAGAUACCAGCAAAGAAGAAAGAACCCUCAGGAUACUGUCUACACUUCCCUGCAGAAGGACAAAAUGGGUGAGGCAUACAGUGAAAUUGGGAAGAAGGGAGAGCAGCAGAGGCGGCGAGGCAAAGGGAAUGAAGGUGUCUACCAGGGACUCAGUACAGCAACCAAAGACACUUACGAUGCUCUCCAAAUGCAGCCUUUGCCCCGCCGCUAAGAAGGAGUCAUGGGAGAGCAGGGGUGGGCAAGGGGGAAAGAUGCCCUCCUGCUUUUUAAAGGAGAAGAGAAAGCCUUUUUCAUCCAGAAUAAGCCCUGUGUAUUUUCUCAGUGCAACAACCUUCUUUUGUUGGUGCACAGAAAGAAUAUGUUUGGACUUGGUCAAUCCUUUCUCCCUUCUCUUUUGGAUCAUGUAAUUGCUUUAGCUAUUAAAAUGUACAUAUUUGUAAA